Messenger RNA from Rhagoletis zephyria (snowberry fruit fly), 1262 nucleotides. RefSeq lists its product as uncharacterized. Gene Ontology annotation, cellular component: nuclear body. Gene Ontology annotation, biological process: positive regulation of DNA-templated transcription. Lineage: Eukaryota; Metazoa; Arthropoda; Insecta; Diptera; Tephritidae. The record is from RefSeq and is a predicted model, not a curated record.
CGGCCCUUAACAUAGGCGAGGGCAAAGAAAGACGUGUUAACCUCUUUGACGGCGAAGAAAAACGAAGAAGACUUAUUUUUGCGUUCAACUAUGUUUGCGAGUAUACGAAUUCCCAAGAGUUUUUUCUGGAAUGAUGUUGAAUCCAUGUUUACGGGCCUUUUUCACAAAUUUUUUUCAUGCAUCCUUUAUCGCCGUCAAAACACUCGAGCGUCUUUAUUCGUGUCAAGUGACUAUAUUAUUAUUACCUCGGAGAUACCCGCGUUGCGACCUAAGAAAUAUUGUGCUAAAUCCUAAUUGCUUUGAGCAACCGGCCCUUAGACAAUGUUCAAACAGGGACCUAAUUGGCAGUUAAGAACCUUUUCGGCAAUUUAUACAAAGUUUCAAUUUAUUACUUGCCAAUUAAUACAUAAUUGGCAAUUAAUUUGUGUCAAAUUCUCUAUGCAACCCUGUGAAGUAUGUUUAAUGAGAAGAGCAAAGGGUAUGUUUGAUGAGAAAACGAAAUGUCAUUGAAACGAAUUGUCAAAAAAUCUAAUGACAUAUGGCAUAUGACAUUAAAAUAUUAUUAUUAAAAAAGUAAACAAGCAAUGGCCGCCAAAAUUGAUGUUUAAUUCAUUAUAGAACCAAAACUCAAGAGGGAGAGGAUGGGAUGGAGUGAGGGGGCGGAAUUGGCAAGACUGGGAAGAACGAGUGGGGGAGCUCCGUGGGAUGCGUAAGAAUGCGCACGUCCAAGCAGAGAUGGCAGCAGAUCUCGCAGAGCUUGGGUAUACCCACAGUGCGAGAGAUGUGCAAGUAAAAUUGCAAAAUUUUUCGCAGCGCUACAGAAAGGAAAAGGCAGAUAUUGGUCCUUCAGGUGGGUCGCCUUCUACAUGGGUGCACUAUGAGAGGGUGCACCAAAUAAUUGAAGGGUUCAAGGCAAAUGUCCACACGGAGCUCACGCUUGAAAGCAUUGAUGAGGCAUCAAAAGCAUCGUCAUCCACUGCACCUCUACCGUCCCCAGGAACACCGUUGCCAUCACCCUCGUCGCCACUGCCCUCACCGGUACCUUCAACGUCAGCGUCGGCUGGAAAAACCAAAAAAUAUAAUUUCCAAGAAAAAUUAUUGGAAAAAUUUGACAAUUUAUCGUCGGACAUUGCCGAGCAUUUAAAGAGAAGCGAAGAAAAUGAAAAGGAGUUAAUAGAGAUAGAAAACAAGAGCAGCGCUGUCUUCGACUAUGCCGAAGGCUUCAUAGCUUACUGCUUUUGAAUACAUCUGCAUACAUCGAU